AUGGCGGCUUCAGAUCCAGCUGUUCCUGCAUCUCAAAAUGCCGCACCUCCAAUCAACGUGCUCAAGCCACUCCCUCCGGUCGAAGCUUCGAAACGGCGAGCUGCUUACAAAGCGGUAGAGGACCACUUUGAUGUAUCCUACAAAUAUAUUGGCAUUGGUUCUGGGAGCACGGUCGUCUAUGUUGUCGAGGCAAUUGCUGCCAAAGGACGGGACAUUACUUCUAAAAUGAUCUUCAUUCCAACAGGCGAUCAAAGCAAGCAAUUGAUUAUUGAAGCUGGCCUUCCAUUGGGCGGUAUUGAUUCGCUACCCCCGGUUGACUCGACUUACACGAAGAUGGACGGCGUUUCGGCCCUCGAAGUGGCCACUGGUGUGACGGAUCUAGGCUUGAAGGGAAUGCGCCAAUGCCUUGACGUGGCUUUCGAUGGUGCUGAUGAGAUAGAUGAAGACCUUAAUUGCAUUAAAGGAGGGGGUGCGUGUCUGUUCCAGGAAAAGCUUGUGGCGACGGCAGCGAGGAAGUUUGUCUGUGUGGCAGAUUCUCGCAAACUUCAGCCGCGACUAUUAACUAAGUGGAAGGCCAUUCCAAUCGAGAUUGCGCCCCUAGCUGCCCCAACUAUAAAACGAAUCCUUAUCACCCUUGGCUCUCCGGACCCUGUAAUUCGGCAAGGUGGGAGCGCAAAAGCCGGCCCUGUGGUCACAGAUAACGGGAUGUGGAUAAUGGAUGCCCCGUUUCCACCUUUACUUUUGCCCUCUGAUCUCAAGGACGGGCACAAGGGAGAUGGAGAACAUGGCAUCUGGGAGGUACAUCAGUUGGGACGAAGAUUGAAACGAAUUGUCGGUGUCCUAGAAGUGGGUCUUUUCUACGGCAGGAAUGGUAUUCAGGUCGCCAACGCUGGGGAAGAGGGUGGCGGGCAAAAGCCUGUGGCAGCAUACUUCGGUAUGGAGGACGGAGAAGUUGAAGUUAGAACUGCCAAGGAGAUUCAUGGAGUGAAGUCAAGACCCUGA
This is a messenger RNA of Venustampulla echinocandica, 1002 nucleotides long. Its product is annotated as Ribose 5-phosphate isomerase. Gene Ontology annotation, biological process: pentose-phosphate shunt, non-oxidative branch; D-ribose metabolic process. The transcript has 2 exons. The coding region runs from base 1 to 1002 and encodes 333 amino acids. Lineage: Eukaryota; Fungi; Ascomycota; Leotiomycetes; Helotiales; Pleuroascaceae. Gene Ontology annotation, molecular function: ribose-5-phosphate isomerase activity. The record is from RefSeq and is a predicted model, not a curated record. Gene Ontology annotation, cellular component: intracellular membrane-bounded organelle.